UCUUGUUCUUCUAAACUCUUCUUCUGGCAGUUACCAAAAGCUUCACUUCUUAUUGAAACAAAUCUGCAAUCUUUCUGUAAUUUGAUUCUGUGGGUAAUUCAAUUUUUCUCACAGAGAUAGAAAGAAGAGAUGGGUACUACAUAUUCGAUGCUUACUCAAUAUGAUAUCGAAGAAGUUCAGGAAUACUGCAACAAUUUAUUUUCUCAGCAAGAAAUAGUGUCUCUGUACGAGAGGUUCUGUCAACUCGACCGGAAUUCUAAGGGUUUCAUUUCUGCUGACGAGAUUUUAUCUGUGCCUGAGUUCUCCCUGAAUCCUCUUUCUCAGAGACUGCUUAAGAUGGUGGACGGUUUGAAUUUCAAGGAUUUUGUUGCCUUCCUAUCAGCUUUCAGUUCUAAAGCAAGCAUUCGACAGAAAAUUGAACUCAUCUUCAAAAUAUAUGAUCUUGAUGGAAAUGGGAAGGUGACCUACCAUGAUGUGUUAGAGGUGUUCCGGGAUUUGACUGGUUCGUUCAUGUCGGAGGAGCAAAGAGAGGAAGUUUUGAGGCAUUUAUUGGAGGAAGCUGGUUACGCAAAGACUUCUUCUUUAUUGCUGGAUGACUUCAUUAAGAUUCUUGACUAUCCUGGUCUGAAGAUGGAGGUUGAAGUCCCUAUCGACUAAAUCAACUCAGAGAAGCUCUUCACUAAAUCAACAUUUUGCUCGUUAUCGUUACCAUGUCAGCCUGACUUCUUUCUAUGGCUAGCUUCCUUGACCCACCACCCAACCUUGAACCGAUGAGCUAACCAAGAGAGGAGACUCCAUGGCACCCUUGUAACAUGGCUUGAAGUCGAGCGGAAGAAACAACUGUCUAUAAUGUCCUCUUUCUUUCAUUCUUCCCCUGAAAAAUAGUGAAUAAGAGCAGUUCAUGUAUUACAGGGAAAUUAAAAAUUCAGAAUCUUUGUAAAUUUUCCA
Molecule: messenger RNA, 948 nt
Organism: Telopea speciosissima
Lineage: Eukaryota; Viridiplantae; Streptophyta; Magnoliopsida; Proteales; Proteaceae
Product: calcineurin subunit B-like
Exons: 6
Coding region: 130-657 (175 amino acids)
Molecular function (GO): calcium ion binding
Source: RefSeq, a predicted model, not a curated record